AUGGUGGCUCACAGACAGCUGGCAGUGGAGAAAUUGAACCCGAAGGUGAGAGUGUCCAAGCCGGACCAAGUCAAUGCCACCCAGCCGGGAUCCACCACUGGAGGAAAAGAGGCAUCUCCCUCACUGCGGUUAGCUCAAAAGGAAAUCGAGUUAACUUUGUCUGUGGAGGUGUUACGAGAAACGCUGAAGCACAAGUCCCCCUGGGUGGCCAAUGGCUGCUGUGGGCAGCUGCCUGCUUGCAACAAGUAUGGUGUGCCUGGAUGUCCAAGGGACUACAAUCCGGUUUGUGGGACCGAUGGAGAGACCUACUCAAACGAGUGUGUGCUCUGCCUUUCAAACAGUGAAAAUAAAAAGGAUGUCCAAAUUUUCAAGAUGGGAAUAUGCUGA
Pygoscelis adeliae (Adelie penguin) is the source of this 387-nucleotide messenger RNA. RefSeq names its product serine peptidase inhibitor, Kazal type 2 (acrosin-trypsin inhibitor) (gene SPINK2). The record is from RefSeq and is a predicted model, not a curated record. Bases 1 to 387 code for a protein of 128 amino acids. Gene Ontology annotation, biological process: negative regulation of serine-type endopeptidase activity; spermatid development. Gene Ontology annotation, molecular function: protein binding; serine-type endopeptidase inhibitor activity. The transcript is spliced from 4 exons. Lineage: Eukaryota; Metazoa; Chordata; Aves; Sphenisciformes; Spheniscidae.